This is a messenger RNA of Procambarus clarkii (red swamp crayfish), 678 nucleotides long. The record is from RefSeq and is a predicted model, not a curated record. Lineage: Eukaryota; Metazoa; Arthropoda; Malacostraca; Decapoda; Cambaridae.
AUGUUUACCACCAAUGAGAAGCCGUCCUCCACAUUGUCCACUAAUGAGAAGCCGUCCUCCACAUUGUCCACCAAUGAGAAGCCGUCCUCCACAUUCUCCACCAAUGAGAAGCCGUCCUCCACAUUCUCCACCAAUGAGAAGCCGUCCUCCACAUUGUCCACCAAUGAGAAGCCGUCCUCCACAUUGUCCACCAAUGAGAAGCCGUCCUCCACAUUCUCCACCAAUGAGAAGCCGUCCUCCACAUUCUCCACCAAUGAGAAGCCGUCCUCCACAUUGUCCACCAAUGAGAAGCCGUCCUCCACAUUGUCCACCAAUGAGAAACCGUCCUCCACAUUGUCCACCAAUGAGAAGCCGUCCUCCACAUUCUCCACCAAUGAGAAGCCGUCCUCCACAUUGUCCACCAAUGAGAAGCCGUCCUCCACAUUCUCCACCAAUGAGAAGCCGUCCUCCACAUUCUCCACCAAUAAGAAGCCGUCCUCCACAUUCUCCACCAAUGAGAAGCCGUCCUCCACAUUCUCCACCAAUGAGAAGCCGUCCUCCACAUUCUCCACCAAUGAGAAGCCGUCCUCCACAUUCUCCACCAAUAAGAAGCCGUCCUCCACAUUCUCCACCAAUGAGAAGCCGUCCUCCACAUUGUCCACCAAUGAGAAGCCGUCCUCCACAUUGUCCACCAAUUAG